Molecule: messenger RNA, 3924 nt
Organism: Synchiropus splendidus (mandarinfish)
Lineage: Eukaryota; Metazoa; Chordata; Actinopteri; Syngnathiformes; Callionymidae
Gene: sstr1b
Product: somatostatin receptor 1b
Exons: 2
Coding region: 527-1630 (367 amino acids)
Biological process (GO): neuropeptide signaling pathway; cellular response to glucocorticoid stimulus
Cellular component (GO): membrane; neuron projection
Molecular function (GO): neuropeptide binding; somatostatin receptor activity
Source: RefSeq, a predicted model, not a curated record
CAGAGGAGGCAGACGAGGGAGAGCCAGUGCCAGAUUGACUGGAAGAGGGACGGGGGACUGCAGAGUGACGGAACUGUCCUCUUCCUCAUCAUCAGACUGAUGGAAAGAAGAGCGUUUCGGCUGCCAGAUAAAUGGUUUCCAUCAGUGCUAAGACAGUGGCAGACGCUGUGGUGGUGAAGGCUCUUCAACUAGAUGUUGCCAUUUGUCAUCAUUCAACAACAGCUGCAAGUGUCUCGCUGAGAGACAACGUACCUUCAAGUGGAAACAGAUUGAUUUGACCGGUUGGAUUGCCACGUUUCAAUCAGAACCAGGGGAGUGAGGAGUGCACGCUGCGAACAGGGGGCUAUUUAGAAAUGGCUGGGGACUAAAGUGAUGCCUGGUGGAACAGUAGGUCUCUGGGCCAAUCAAAGUCAAACCAAUUUCAAGUACUUUUUUUUUUCUUGAAAAUUACCAAGAAGGUCUACAAGGAGCACUGAACAGGAGUCUUUUCACCCUGUCAAAGCAACAGAUGAUUUAAGAGAGGGUCAUGGAAUUCAAUGGGAGCACAGACUAUGGGUCAUAUCCCACUGGGUUUCCCUACAACUCCAGCAUGGACUAUGACUAUUAUCAGGAGGCGGACGCCAGUAAAAUCAUCAUCCCCUCUAUCUACGCUCUGGUCUGCUGUGUCGGCCUGACCGGCAAUGCCAUGGUGAUCUAUGUCAUUCUCAAGUACGCCAAAAUGAAAACAGCCACAAACAUCUACAUCCUCAACUUAGCCAUCGCCGACGAACUCUUCAUGCUGAGCGUUCCCUUCCUGGCCACGUCAGCCGCCGUCCGACAUUGGCCCUUUGGUUCUCUUAUGUGUCGCCUGGUGCUCAGCGUUGAUGGCAUCAAUAUGUUCACCUCCAUCUUCUGUCUGACUGUGUUGAGUGUGGACCGCUACAUCGCCGUGGUCCAUCCCAUCAAAGCCGCACGCUACCGCAGACCCACUGUGGCCAAAGUGGUCAACGUGUGUGUCUGGGGGUUCUCCCUCAUCGUCAUCCUCCCCAUCAUCAUCUUUGCUGACACAGUUCCUGCACAGGACGGAGGUGUGGACUGUAACUUCCUCUGGCCUGAAGCAGCCUGGUCAGAAGCUUUUGUGGUCUACACUUUUCUUUUGGGAUUCCUGCUGCCGGUGGGCGCUAUUUGCUUGUGCUACUGCCUGAUGGUGGCUCGGAUGCGGGCGGUGGGGUUGAAAGCUGGGUGGCUUCAGCGUCGACGGUCAGAGAAAAAGAUCACACGGAUGGUUCUACUGGUUGUGGCUGUGUUCGUCCUCUGCUGGAUGCCUUUCUACAUCGUCCAGCUGGUCAGUGUUUUCCACCACCCGCCAGACCCCAUGGUCACCCAGCUCUUUGUCAUCCUGAGCUAUGCCAACAGUGGGGCCAAUCCCAUCCUCUAUGGUUUUGUUUCGGACAAUUUCCGACGGUCUUUCCAGCGCAUUGUUUGUUUCCGUUGGCUGGAAUCUGGACUGGAUGCGGAGCAGGUGGAUUACUGCGCUGUGGCCGUGAGGCGACAAGCAACAUGCAGUCCAAUGGAAUUCCCUAAAGAAUGCAUGGGAUCUGACAUGGUGUUUCGCAAUGGAACGUAUACCUCACGUACAACAACUGUCUAAUAGUCAUACCACUGGGAUUCAAAUGAUUCUCACCAUUACUGUAUAUUUUUCUUGCUAUGAUGCGUUUGCUCUUACGGGGCUUUCACACUUCAGAGACUGUCUAGCAUCAUAGUUCGGACCGACUGGAGAGGUGGGUUUUGAAUCCCCCACAAUAAAGAGGUUCAUCAACGGCGUUUGGCCGAAAAUGGUUUCCAGCAAAAUGUGACUUCUGAGAUGCCGGCUUCUUUCUCGUAAAAUGAGUUGCACUAAACUUAAGUUUUGGCUUGGUGCUGCCAGCUGGCCAGAGUGGGAACUGAAAAUGUGACAGCUCUGAAGGCAGAGGUGUGACGUGACACAGCGGAUGGGGAGUCAGACUUUGACACACUGGGCCAAUGUUGCAGCCCCCUGACAAAGUCAAACUGUGUCUGUAGACGCUGUUUCCCAACAAAACUCAAGCUUUUGCCUGUAAAUAACUGAACAUAUCAAGUCAGAUAACAUACCUCAGAAGUGUCUGAAAUGCAUUCCAAUCACCUAGCACUUUUUUGUUCUCAAUUUCCAAAGGUUAUCUUGAGUCCAUCAAUUAAGGGAAAGACUUGAAACAGAGACUUGGAGAGAAAAAUGGAUAAAUCCCUCAAAACUUGAUGUUUGGGACUAGAGAUUUCCAUGUGAAGUGACUCUGAAGAUUUUAAUGACUUGAAAUGACUUGAGACUUGAAUCUUAGUCUGAAGAAGACUGCAAUGUAGAACACAGACUUUCUCAAGACCUAAGGAAGUACUUGGGAGGUAAGACUUGUGACUGGCAAGAUACUGAAAGACAAUGCUUGAAAUGUACUUUGGUGAAAGCUUAAGAGCUGAGAUUAGUUUCCGAAUUGAUGGCUACGAAAAUUGGAAACUGACUGGGACUUCUAGUACUAAUCGAGUGACACGAAUGAGAGUUUUUGGACUUCGAGCCAAAAGACCUCUCUUGUGCUCAUUUAAGAACAUGCAACAAUAUUUAGCCAAAUAUUUAAAAGGCAGCAGUAGCCUUUCCUAACUCACUUUUACUUUCUUGCAGACCUAAUGUUCCCCCAGACGCUCUGCAAGACAUGUUGGAGAGAAGAAUGGAUUCAAGUGUAACGUUCUACUCCAUUUCCUAGAGAAUCUUUUCUGCUCGUACAAAGGUGUGCCAUGUAACAAGUUGUCCAUGAAGCUUACCUCGAGGGACAUGAAAUUGCUCACUCUAACGCUCAGGUUUUGAUGCUCUCUGGCUGAUAUGCUUUACACAGUACUAGUAUUUUUAAUUGCCUCAAAAGUGAAUGUUAAUCGGAGUCAAUCUCGUACACCACUUUAAAUCUACGCUGCUUCUGUGGCACAGUAAUUUCUCAAAGUCUAUUUUUAAGGUUACCAUCUCAAUGUUUUACAAAAUGUAAAUUAAAUACUUGUAUUAUCACUUCCCAUAAUUCCCUUGGAACCUGAAGAGAACUGCUACGAGUAAUUAAAGACUAGGAUCAGUUAGGGUUCUGUCUGGGAGAAGACAUGAAAAAUGAAAGGAGGAACUUGACUUUUUUUUCUACCUACCACUGACUUGACGUCUGGAACCUAAUAGUGGCUGGCGUGUAAAUUCAACUAAAAGAAUUGAGGACAGAUGGAAAUCCUCAACAAAAACUCUGAAGACGGGUGUAAAACAACAGUGUUUGUGUUAUUUUUCAGCAGCUACUUGAAUGUGUCUAAGCUCACUGUCGUGUUUCCAGUAUAGGUGAGCGUCGGUUUGGUCUAUAAAGACAAUCACUUCAUCCACCAAGUCAGGGAGGAGGACAUGAGGCGCUUGUGCCUGGCGAACGUAAAUGCAGUUAAACUACACUAUUAAGUCACUGCCGGUGUCAAGAGGUUCUGUGUUGCCCCGGUGACAACAGAAGUUAAAAAUAACAGCCUGUGUCUCUUGAAUAUUUUGUUGCUUAUGUGUUGCCGUGUUUCAAGGUUUGUUGUUGAUUUGUUUGGUGCGAGAAAAGUGAGUCGACAUCUGCUCUAUUUAGAGUUAUUCUGACAGUGAUCGCAAAUGUCUUGUUUCUGAGUGAUAUAAAUAUAUCUAUAGUGCUGUUUGUUAGUUUUGAGACAUGACAUGCUUAGAAAUUGUGCAUUUACCGCAGGCCAAUGAAAGUAAAUUUAAUUUUGUCCAAAGAUUAACUGAACACCAAAUUGCUAAAAACAAUGUGCCCGCAUUCACAUGUCCAUUUGUACACACUUAUAACACUUGUAUGAUACAAUUAUUUGUUGAGUAAAACACAAGAGGUUAUUUGACUCUGUUGAAUGUUCUUGGAGAAGAUAUGCUGAUGUCGA